Molecule: messenger RNA, 2214 nt
Organism: Seminavis robusta
Lineage: Eukaryota; Bacillariophyta; Bacillariophyceae; Naviculales; Naviculaceae
Source: the annotation of a GenBank genome assembly
CUUGCGGCUCCGCGUGCCUCCGAGCUCGCGGCUGUCGAGAGCUUGGCGGUUGAAAAGGAAGCGGCGAAUGUCUUGCAAGCGCUUGUUUCGGUAAGGCCGUCGUCUGGUCGUUUGCACACAAUACUGUUUGCUCGGUCGCUGGUCGCCGGAGCGACUGCUGGCGGUGGAGAACGGGAACCAGAAGAUGUUGACACGACCUCUGUCCAGGGAAUAAUCAGAAAUGCUGACAACUCCGCGAUCAGCGACGCACGCUAUGUUCUGCAACAUGUCGGCCAAAUUCGUUGGCAACUGAAGAGCCUUUCAAUUGUUCUUGCCACCGCUGCUCUCACGGAGAUGCGCCAAAGCUGUAGCACAAGCAAUGCUGAAUCUCCGGAUUUCAGUUACAGUGCCGCCGAGAACGAGAUCAAAAGGGCCCUGGCUGCAUCUUCGAGCAAUCCAAGUUCACGUCUUGCGUUCCAUCUUAGCGGCAUUGUUUCGCUUGCAUGCACAUCUGCCGUUGCUGCUGUGGAUCAAGCGGAGCUUCCAACACUCCAACUCGCAGCAGUACUCCUCCUGUCGAACCUUGUUGCAUGUUUUCGCGGAGUUCAGGACCCGCAGGAACCUGAUGCGGCUAUGCUGGAUCAAUUCACUACGCAGAUCUUGUCUUCCGUAAAGCACUCUCUAGGCGACCCCGAAGAUAUCUCAGACGAGGCAUCCUAUCGAUUGUUCUACGGAGGCUGCGAGGCAAUCGAAACAAUCGUAGAGAGCGAGUUGACGAAAGAUCCGAUGGCAAUCAAACGUAUCAUUCGCCCCACAAUUCCUCUAGGAAAGGACACUCCUUUCUUUGAAUAUGGGAAGUCGUUCCCUGACGACGGCGAAGAAUCUGAGAACUCGACCAAUCUAGUAAAAAUCGGUCGAGUUUGGACAGCUGGAAUGCUCCUUUCCGAGAGAUGCCAGAGCCAAACCAACAUAAGCGCAGCAAGGAAGCUUGUCGAAGACGAAGCAGGCCUCGCCGUUUACGCCGCAGCGGUCGCGUUCGAUGGGGCGCGCCUUCUUCUUGACGCUGGAGCAACACUUUGCGGUUCCGUGUCAGGUCAGGGGAAAGUGUCGCAGCAGGUUGAAACUGGGUUUUUGUUUGGUAACGUGCACGACUUGGAUGAUUCGGUAAAGGCGGCAUUGGUGACUGCGUGGUCUUCUUGUGGCUGCUUCGCUCUUAGGACGCUCGCCAAGAUGGCAGCAGAAGAAAGGGACGACGACAGGAAAGCAGCAUGUAGAACAUGGGUGCAGAAACUUGCUCCCCUGAUGUUCGAAGGGCUCAACGACUCGCUGACCGAAUUCGGAAACCAUGAUUUCUCCAAGACUUCAGGAUGGUGUGGUGGCAUUGACAGCUCGGAUGUUGCUGUCAACUGCAUGUAUAGUCUUCGUGUCUUUGUCGAAGGAACAGAACAGGGCAUUUUGGGGGUUCCAAUCAACGUGGACCAAAUCCUCAGUCGCCUUCGGAUAUCGGUGUUGUCGCCAGCGUUGGAUCGAGCAUCGUCGGAUCUGAAGGGUGGGUUUGCCCGGUUGCCUGAGGGCCGCCAGGCCACUGUCAUCAAGGAAAUGUGUGACAUGAUCCAGCACGUUGCCGCCUCCGCAGCCAAGGCUUCAUCUUCCCUUCUCAUGUCUAUCCUGACUCCGUUGGAUCUGCUGCAACGGGGGGCAAUCGAGUUUGGACAAAGGCACGUUGAUUUGAUCGUGUCAACUUGUCUCUCGGCCGCAGGAACAUUGGUUGCGCUCUCCAAAUCAAGUGACGCCUUUGUAAAGUCCAUGACUCAAAUUGCGCUUGAAGUGCAAGAAUCGGAGAAAGGAGUGCCGGAAGGCGUGAACAGUGCUGCAAGACAGCUUCUGAAGGCCUGUCUCUCACACAAGUCUGUGGAAGCCAAGGAUCGACGCGUAGUCGCCCACGAGCUUGCCAAAAUGGGUGACUGGGAGACAUGGUGUUCUGUCUGCGCAGUAGACGAUGGUCUCACGGCAUCUGGCAGUAUGGACGUGUUGAAGAAUGUGCUGCUUGAUACACAAAACCCGGAGAAACAGCUUCAAGCCCUGGCAGCAAUUCGGCUGCUGGUUCAGAAAACAAAGCUCGUUGGACUGAUAUUCAGUGCCGUGGGCGGAGAGUUGUUGCACUUUUUCAAGAUGUAUGGUGCUCAACCAGCGGUUUCCCGAGCGAGUCAAGUCCUCCAUCUCUCCUCAUACUAA